Messenger RNA from Adineta ricciae, 1170 nucleotides. NCBI's taxonomy places the organism in Eukaryota, Metazoa, Rotifera, Eurotatoria, Adinetida, Adinetidae. The record is from the annotation of a GenBank genome assembly.
AUGCCGGUAACCCGUUUCGUCUUUCUUUAUCUAUUCAAAUGGAAGACAUUGACUGUCAUCAGUAAAAAUAAAUCUUCGACCAAGGUUACAUUAUUUAUACAACGAGGGAAAACAUUUCAUGCUUACUAUUGCAUGGGUAAUAAUAGCACAUCAGCCCAUCUCUCUGCUAAUCUCAUUGAUGCUCCAGUACCUGUAGCAGAUGAUGUAUUCAAAGUUGAUAAUAUCAAUUCGUACGGUCGAAAACAUGCCGUAGCAAAGAUUCAGGUAUCAAAUGACAGUUUAUGUAUUCGACAAAAACAUCGACAAUCGUUAUAUAUUCCACUCGAAACAAUAAAACGAUAUGGCUUGGACGGCUCCAUCUUCAUUCUAGAAUGCGGCCGUCGAGCACCACUUGGUCAAGCACGAUAUGCAUUUCGUUGUAAACAAGCACGUUGUCUAGUCGAUUGUAUUGACCAACGCAUACUUCUUCGUUCAAAACAACUCUCGGAACAGCCAAGACGUGGUGCAGUUACAGCAUCUGUAUCUGCGCUGACGAAUCUCUCAUCAAGUUCACGGUAUCGACGUCGACGAACGCAAUCCGACCAUGGACAACCUCGUCGCGCGCCAUCAUCCGUACUUUUCUCAUCAUCAUCUUCAGCGUCUAUUUCAUUUAUCUCGAGAGCAACGUUUUCAUAUCGAAACUCUGUACCGAAUCUAUCAGAAAACUACAUACCGUUUGAUACACUACCUAGCAACAGUCGUGAGGGUAUCGAAGAAGAAGAAAGGCAGUUUGUUGUCAAGAUGAAGCAACCGAUUGAAAAGUUAUCCUCGCCUGAUUUGAAUUAUUUAGAAUUUAAACAAGGUUCAAUCAAAUUGGCAACAGAAGAGGAAGAUCUUUCUACGGGGUUAGACGUGCCAACUAUCAGUUCAGAAGAAGAAUCAACACAACAAUCUUCCGUACAACAAGCGCAUAAACGAUCACUUUUAUCAUUGUUUAAUCACCAUCAACAGAAGUUGAGCAAAUCGAAGACAGCGAAUCAAACAAAUUCAUCUCCAAUUUCUACACUAAAUUCUAAUCCAUCGACAACGACCCCUUAUGUUUACAUUGAUCAUGAGAAAACGAUAACAUUAACGGAAAUAGCAAAUAAACGAUUACGACACCAGCAACAAAUACGUCAUGUUGAAGUGUAG